This is a messenger RNA of Plectropomus leopardus (leopard coralgrouper), 575 nucleotides long. RefSeq names its product cystatin-B-like. Gene Ontology annotation, molecular function: cysteine-type endopeptidase inhibitor activity. Lineage: Eukaryota; Metazoa; Chordata; Actinopteri; Perciformes; Serranidae. Gene Ontology annotation, cellular component: cytosol. The record is from RefSeq and is a predicted model, not a curated record.
CUGACUCAAAUUGAAAGGUCUGAACUGAGCAGACUCCAAUCAUUUUGUUCCCUUUUCUGUCUGUUUUCCACCUUUAAUAUCUGCCAUCAUGCCGAUGUGUGGAGGGUUAAGCGAUUUGAAAGAGGCCGACCCCAAAAUCCAGGAGAUCUGUGACAGCAUAAAGGCCAGUGCAGAGGAAAAAGCUGGGAAGAGUUUCGCUGUUUUCGCAGCCAGGAACUACAAGACUCAGGUUGUGGCCGGGACCAACUACUUCAUCAAGGUUCAUGUUGGAGGAGAAGCUCAUGCUCACCUGCGUGUCUUUAAAUCCCUGCCACAUGCAGGAGAAGAAGUACAGCUGCAUGGAAUACAGCACCCCAAGAGCGUUGAAGACGAGAUUGUGCACUUUUAACAAGAUCCCGAAACCAAACAAAGCAUCAGUGUAUCCUGAAAGUAUCCUGUCUCAUAAGAAGACAACGUUAAAUGCAGUUUACAUGUAUAAGAUGUAACAACAUACUGUAUUGUAAUGUAGAUCAUGUUAUAAGGAGUCAAAAUGGAACUAUUUUGUACGACAUAAAUGAAUCUGAUUUGUUCAGAGA